Molecule: messenger RNA, 2524 nt
Organism: Polychytrium aggregatum
Lineage: Eukaryota; Fungi; Chytridiomycota; Chytridiomycetes; Polychytriales
Exons: 2
Coding region: 369-2414 (681 amino acids)
Source: RefSeq, a predicted model, not a curated record
GUCAUCGGACCACCGCCAUCGACACCGUCGCUGCGUCGUCGCCGCCGAUAUCAUCUCUGCCGUUGCUUGCAUCAGCACCGCCGUCCUCCCCCCCCCGGCGACCGUCUCGAGCUGCCUCUCUCCCAGCCACAGCCCCCAGCGCUCUACCCGGCCUCAGCGCUGCCGACGACCGUCUUGCAUACCCACUGCCAGCCUUUCUCUCUCUCUCGCACGGAUCAUUCUGAUCCGUCGGCCCUGUGCAUUGCUUGCCGUCGGAUUCCUCUGCAACCAAGCCUGCGCCUGCCCACAACGAUCAACGCCCCAACCUCUUCAGCCCAAACGGCACCGCUGUCCAGCAUCAGCCCACCGCCCAGGACACCCAUCCGGCCAUGGCACCCUCGGUCUCGGUUCGUCCCUUGCCGGACGAGGCCACCUUUGUGAACGGCUACUAUGGCCUGUCGCCGGCAUCGGUCCGGGGUCUGGUCCGCCUGACGGCCCUUGACCGGUGGUCGGUGCGGGUCAAGCACCUUCGGGUCUAUCUUCGGGGCAAGCAGACUUGCUCCUGCCAACCUUCGUACGAGGUCGUCAACCGUGAGCGCACCCUGUUCAGCGAAAUCUACGCCGACCUGCUCGAGAACGAGAUUCUGCCGCCCGAGACCAUCCUGGACAUUCCCUUUGACCUGCCCUUCCCGGAUGCUCCCGAGGACUACAACCGGCCGCCCACGCAUGCCUAUCCCUCGGCCACGCCGUAUUUCCUGCCGGCCAGCUCCCACUUGCUCGGAGUCACCAACCGUUCGUAUCCAUACGAGGCCCAUACCGUCUAUGAGCUCCAUGUCGAACUCCAGGAGCUCCCGUCGACGUUUUACCGGCCAGGCCCCCGCACCGCCUCGGAGCGGGUCGAGGGCUUUGUCGUCUACGACCCACGACUGAUACCCCGCAUCCUGCACCCCGAGACCCGACAGUGGCGAUCGGCUCCGCGGGCAUACCCGUGCGAAUACGAUGUCGACGUGCAGCCCACCGUCCUUGGCCCUGGCGACGAUCUGCAUUUCAACUACCGAGUGUCGAUCUCGUCCGAUGCCGCCAACGAAGGCAUUCGGAUCAAGCGGGUGAGGCUUCUGCUGCGCGAGCAUCAUCUCGUCGGCGACAAUCGCGGCUCCUACGUCCGAGGCGUCUUGGAGAUCCUGCGGUGGGAACAGAACGAGGGCCCGGACGCCCACCCGGUCAUGGGCGGAUACGAGCUUGCCGAGUUGCGGCCGCGGAGCGAGAUGAUUGUCCCCAAGAACAGAAUGAGCCUCGAGAGCGACGGGGGCUCGGUCGGCACCGAUUCGGGCCCUGGCCCCUCGCGGAGAAGCCUGAACUCGUUCGACGACCACGCCGGAAGCAGCAGCAGCCGUCGAGACCUUGGCGAUGCUCCCAUGGGCCUCAACUUCUCCAACGACUCGGUCGACUCGCAGCCGCGGCGACACCACUUCUAUGCCUCAUAUCGGCCAAGUCUUCUGCCGAGACUCGGUGGCUACGGCGGCGGGGGCGACGGGCUGUACGCUGAGACCGAGGUGGUCCUGCGCAUUCCGUCGCGCGGCGGCUUCUAUCCAACCACACCCCGCUCCAACGAGGAGCCCCUGCCCGACCACGACAUCCAAACGGGCCAGACUCCGGCCCGUAUCGACGUCAAGCACUCGAUCCAGAUCACCAUCGAGCUGGAAGGAGCCGAGAAGAUCGUGGUGGAGUGCGGGUGCUGUCUGACCUCGGUUGGCAAGAAGGAGUGUGCCGCCCUCCUAGAAAGCGAGCCUCAUCUGGUUCCAACGCUGGAUUACGACAAAGUGGUCGGAGGCGAGGUCUGGCAUCCGCCGUACUCGGAACAUCAGUCCGACUUUGAUAUUGCCGCCGCCGCUGCUGCUGCUGCCUUGCCCGACCCUCGGAACUCACAAACAAGAAGGCGAUCAAAUCCGCGAUCCGACAUGCGGCCAGAUAUUCGACAGAACGAGCAGUCGAAUGGGCAGCCGAGCCCGCAAAGCCAGCAGUCCAACGAGGCACUGCCGGACGAGAUGCAAAGUACCCGUCCGGACGACGAGCCCGCCGGCCGUGACCAUCCUGUCUUCCAUAUCGAACCGCUCGACCUCAGCACCCUGACCGUCUCGACCGAGUCGACGACACCGACCACGGCCACAACCUGGGACCGCUCUGUCCUCAACAGCGCACAACUAGCGAGCGCGGGCACGGUUGAUCUGCAAAAUGCACUUGACGAUCGCGGGAGCAGUGUCGACGACGCUGACGAUCAUGCCGAUAUUGACGACAGUGAGGUUGACCAAGACGCAAAUGUUCCACAAAGCGACCCCGACGACCCGAGCCGGCUAGAUGGAGCCCUGAACAGCGUGGAUGCCUUUGUGCCGUCCCUUGACAUACCCAACGAGCCGCCUCCACCAUAUUCACCGUAGGCGGAGCAGCUUGGCAGCAACAUGGAUAGCCCCACACAAGGACAGCGCCAUGAGGACUUGGCGGCGAUGUCAUGCUGCACCGCCAAGUCCCGAUCGACUCGAUUCGCUCG